UCUCUCACAGCAUGCCUGCCUUUCACUUUCUCUAGAUCUUUCCCUCUCGCUAUAUUUUCUCUCUCUACAUAUACAUACACAUCCGCAUUGUAUAUAUAGAGAGUAUUUAUAUAUAUAAAUAUAUAUAUAUAUCCGCAUAUAUUUGAGGCAUUUUGAGCUACACUAGACUAGACUAGAAUUUAUUUAUACUUUUUUUUUAAUGGUAGAUAUAUAAUUUUUUUUUUAAUUUUUAUUUUUCGUUUGCUCAAUCGUUGUCGGAGUUAGAGUGAGUGAGCAACCAUGGAGAUGAUCCACUUAGGAAGCGAAGCUCCGAUUGGCUCCGGUCGCUUUUCUCUCUCUACCUCUGCAUACAUAUCUACCGCCGGAGGCCGAUGAAAUGAGAACGGAAAACCAACUGAUUUCUCCGGUCUGUCUCCGUGGAUCUAUGAAAAGAUGCGCCUUGAUGAUUGUUUACUGAAGCAUGUCCGGUGGCCUGGAGCAAUCCAAGUAUAGUUUGUCUACGAAUUGGUCUAACUCUGAUAAUAUGAAGGACAUGAGCAAGCUGAGUGUUGAGACUGAUGAUUCUUUUUCGAGUUUGCUUGAACUUGCUGCCAACAAUGAUUUGGAUGCUUUUAAGCGAUCUGUUGAGCGUGAUGGCUCUGCAGUUGAUGAGGUUGGGAUUUGGUUGGUGCGGAAGAAAGGUGCAAAGCAGAUUGUUAAGGAGGAAAGGAGUCCGUUGAUGGUUGCUGCCAUGUAUGGUAGUAUUGAUGUCUUGAAGUUUCUUAUCUCUCUUCCUGAGGUUGAUGUUAAUAGAGUUUGUGGCCCUGACAAGUGCACAGCUCUUCACUGUGCUACAUCGGGUGGGUCUGUUCAUGCUGUCGAAGUGGUCAAAUUGCUACUUUCUGCUGGGGCUGAUCCCAAUAUCGAGGAUGCUAAUGAUCAGCGGCCAGCUGAUGUAAUUGUUGUUCCUCCCAAGUUUCCAGGUGCUAGAGCUUCUCUUGAAGAACUGCUUUUGAACAAUAUUUCUGAUGGAUCGGUUGGCGAAUGCAAUUUACGGGUGCAUGUCACUACUUCAAAUGGUUCCUCACCUGAUCUAUCUUCGUCACCAUGUUCACCAUCAGAGUCUGCAUCUUAUCCUCUAACAUCGAAGUUCGGUGAUGUUCCUGCAAAUUCUGUGCAAGAGAAGAAGGAAUACUCGAUUGAUCCAUCUCUUCCUGACAUCAAGAACAGCAUUUAUUCCACUGAUGAGUUCCGGAUGUUCUCCUUCAAAGUGAGGCCUUGUUCUAGGGCCUAUUCUCAUGACUGGACCGAGUGCCCUUUUGUGCACCCAGGAGAGAAUGCCCGCAGAAGAGAUCCUAGGAAAUACCAUUAUAGCUGUGUGCCAUGUCCUGAUUUUCGCAAGGGCGCCUGCAGGCGAGGUGAUAUGUGCGAAUACGCUCAUGGAGUCUUCGAAUGCUGGCUACACCCAGCUCAGUAUCGCACACGCUUAUGCAAAGAGGGCACCAGCUGUGUAAGGAGAGUUUGCUUCUUUGCCCACAUGCCCGAGGAGCUUCGCCCCCUGUAUGUUUCAACUGGAUCUGCAGUUCCAUCUCCUAGGUCCACUGCAGCUACAGCUACUGUCAUGGACAUGGCUGCAGCACUGAGUCUACUUCCCGGCUCGCCCUCCUCGCACUCUAUGAUGUCUCCCGCAUUUAAUCAACCUAUGUCUCCGACUGCCAAUGGAAUGUCUCAUUCAUCUCCUGCCUGGCCUCAACCAAAUAUUCCAACUCUGCAUCUGCCAGGUAGUAACCUUCAAUCGAGUCGCCUGAGGUCUUCCCUCAGCGUGCGGGAUAUUCCCCCCGAGGACUUGAACAUGCUGCGGGAUUUUGAUGCCCAGCAGCAACUGGUUCUUAACGACAUGGCUUGUUUUUCACAGCCACGUCCCGGUUCUGCCUCUUUUAGUCGUUCUGGCUGUACUAACACCCUAACCCCUUCGAACCUUGAUGAGUUAUUUUCUGCUGAGAUAGCCUCCUCUCCUCGCUAUUCUGACCAGGCAAUGGCUUCUGCUGCUUUCUCACCUUCACAUAAAUCCGCCAUUUUAAGCCAACUACAGCAACAGCAGAGCAUGCUUUCCCCAAUCAAUACCAACAUGUUCUCUCCCAAAAAUGCUGACCACCCACUACUGCAAGCUUCCUUUGGGGUUUCAUCAACAGGAAGGAUGUCACCGAGAAGCGUGGAGCCCAUCUCCCCAAUGAGCGCCCGCCUUUCUGUGUUUGCUCAGCGUGAGAAACAGCAUCAGCAGCUACGCAGCCUCAGCUCUCGGGAUCUUGGCUCCAACAACAACACCUCUAUUGUUGGCUCCCCAGUGAGUAAUUCUUGGUCUAAGUGGGGUUCCCCCAGCUCAAGACCUGACUGGUCCUUCAACGGCGAUGAACCAAGUCAUCUCCGUAGAUCAUCUUCUUUCGAGCGGCUCAACAACAACAACAGCGAGGAGCCUGAUCUGUCAUGGGUCCAAUCUCUUGUCAAAGAAUCACCACCUGAGAUGAAAGAUAAGUCUGCAGCAGCGCCAGCUCCCGGGGGCGCUGUUCCAUCCGGUGAGGGUUUAAAAUUCAGUACUCAGACUGAUUCCAUUGAUCAAUCUGUUAUAGGUACUUGGCUUGAGCAGAUGCAACUCGAUCAACCCGUAGUCUAGUGGGAAGAAGAAGAAAGAUUCAUUUUCACCUUAUUCUUAGCGAAGUAUGUAGUGUACUACUGUUUUGGAGGUAAUUUUUUUGGCCGCCGGUGGAAUCAAAUGCAGAAUCCGGUAAGCUAAGCAGCAUUAAGGCAAAAUUUCCCAGCAAGUUUUCAUUACAUUUCAUUUGAUUAUAUCAUUAUUUGUUUAAAUACAUCUUUAAUGUUUUAAAUUGUUGUCUGGGCUUGCAUCAAACAUCCCUAGUCCUGGCAUGUUGCCUUAUGUAUGAUGUAAAACUCAAAUGAAAUUUGUAAUAUUUAUCUGAUACAUCAGUUUUUUCCCCACA
This is a messenger RNA of Ipomoea triloba (trilobed morning glory), 2975 nucleotides long. Its product is annotated as zinc finger CCCH domain-containing protein 30-like. The record is from RefSeq and is a predicted model, not a curated record. Lineage: Eukaryota; Viridiplantae; Streptophyta; Magnoliopsida; Solanales; Convolvulaceae. Gene Ontology annotation, molecular function: metal ion binding; protein binding. The transcript has 2 exons. The coding region runs from base 461 to 2650 and encodes 729 amino acids.